This is a messenger RNA of Microcebus murinus (gray mouse lemur), 6122 nucleotides long. Lineage: Eukaryota; Metazoa; Chordata; Mammalia; Primates; Cheirogaleidae. The record is from RefSeq and is a predicted model, not a curated record.
CGCAGCGACGCCGCCACCUGCCUGCAAAGCCAAAGGCGUGAGGGAAUCCGUUAGCUGAGGUGCGUGGGUGUUCGUGCGCGCGCGCAGCGACGACGCUGGCUGAGGUGAGCCCGCGCGAGCGAGCGCUCGCGCCGUUGGCGUUGCCUUCCCUGGGCUGCCCGGCGGGGAGGCGCAGAGCUUGCUCCUCGCAGGUCCCGCCCAGACUGGGUUGGCUUGCUAGCCUCGGGCGACCGAGGCGGAGAGAAAGUGAGGAGGAGCCGAGAUGUCUACGGACCCGGAAGGCUCCGCCCGGAAGAAGGUUUCGGGCCUGAGCAGCAAGUUGGGGUUCACCCGCAUCGCCCCUUCGAGGGCGACCCGCCCGCGGCCGGAGAAGGGCGGCAGCGUCUUCUCACCCCCGGGAUACGUCGUCCGGUCGAAGCACCUGGGGAAGUUCCACAGAGCUGUCCACCGGGGCGAAUUCGAGGAGGCGCGGAAGUUGUUUUACUAUGACAAAACGGUGCUGAACAAGAGAGACAAGAAGGACAGGACUGCUCUCCAUUUGGCCUGUGCCAACAAAGAUGCACAGGUGGUCACUUUCCUGCUGGGCCAGAAAUGUGAGCUUAACCCCUGUGAUGGCGAAAGCAGGACACCUCUGAUGAAGGCCGUGCAGUGCCAGGCACAGGAUCAUGUAACUGUGCUUUUAGAACAUGGUGCUGAUCCCAAUGUCGUGGAUAUCUACGGCAACAGUGCUCUCCACUAUGCUGCGUUUAAUGGUGAUUUGUCAAUAGCAGCAACACUACGUUCUCAUGGUGCGAGUAUGGAAACAGCAAACAAGGAGUGGCAGACAUUGGCAUCUGGGAUCUUGUCACUAUUGAUAGAAGAGAGUCAAGAUCAAUUCACACCACUUUUGCUUGCUCUGAGUGAGAGAAAAAUGGAAGUGGCAGAAUUUUUAAUAAACGAAAAAGCAGAUGUAAAUGUGGUUGAUGACUUGAAAAGAACACCACUCAUGCUUGCUGUACGUUGUGGAUCAUCAAGUACAGUCAGUCUUCUUCUCCAGCAAAAUGUUGAUAUCUUUGCUGAAGAUUGCUUUGGAAGGACUGCAGAAGCUCAUGCUGUUGCUAAUGGUUCUGAUAUAUUUUGCCAGCAAAUUUUAGAAUAUAAAGAAAAAAUGAAUAGCAAUCCUCAAAAUAGCAAUCCAGAUGAGAUUACUGAAGAUCCUGGAAUCAGGCUUUCUGACACUCUGGAUUGUGAUGAUGAUUUAUGGCAUACAUCAGAUAUUGAAGACUUCAAUUCUUAUACCAAGAAUGUCGCCAAGCUGGAUUUGAAACAUCUAGCAACUGCUUCUCAGCAGACCAAGAAAAACUUGGAAGCACAGCAUAGCAAUGUGAGGACAAACGACACUGACUCCAUUAAGGACAGGAAUUCAGAGAGUCCAAAGGAAGAUGUAGUUGAAGACCUUUGUUCCAGACCAACCAGAGUCCCGCCAUUCAUUCCUAAAAUUGCCUUUAAAUUUGAUCGCCCUUAUCCCAGAUUUUUAUUCAUGCCUUUAAAUAAGUUUCCUACCACAGAGGAGGAAGAAAAAAUGGUAGAAUGUGGUAUUUCUGUUUUUGAAAGGGAUCCACCAGAGCAAACAAGAUCAGGAAAAGAGGAAGAUGAACCAAGUUUGUAUUUGGAGAGUAUCUCAGAAGAUCAUUCAGAAGAGGAUCUUAGACAUUUACCUGGGGCUGCCAAUCAAAAAGAAAAAAACACAGUGAAUACACAAGCAGAAGGGUCUCCUGAGAAACAUCAUAAGUUGAAGGCCACCAUCAUGGAGAAAGUUUCUAGUCCGGAAAUAGGUGUACGAACAAUAAACGUGCAACCAACCAGAUCAGCAAAACAAGACUUUGACACAACAUCGGAGCAAGGGGAACAAGAACCCAAAGGACGUCAAAUUCUGGCGAUACAGCCCACCGAGCGUGCAUUCGUUCCUGAUGUUAUCGGUGUGACAAUCGGUGGACGAAGAAUAGGGGUUCAACCAGCCAAACAAGAGUUUCUCAGAGAAUCUUAAGCAGAAGGAUCUUGGUGAUUCUUCUGGGGCUGCCAAUGCAAGAGAAAAAAAGACAGUAACUGAGGAAGCAGAAGGGCCUCCUGAGAAACAUCAUCUGUUGAAGGCUGUUGGGCAUACGAUUACAAGGAAAGUUUCUAGUUUGAAGAAAACAGUAGGAUGGAAGAAUGUGCAGACAUCUAGAUCAGAAUUGACAGCAAAACAAGACUUUGACACAACAUCAGAGCAAGGGGAACAAGAGCCCAAAGGACAUGAAAUUCCAGCAAUACAGCCCACCAAGUGUGGCACCGUUCCUGAUGAUCCCGGUCUGACAAUUGGUGGACGAGCAAUAAAGGUGCAACCAGCCAGAUCAGCAAAACAAGACUUUGACACAACAUCAGAGCAAAAGGAAGAAGAUACUAAAGGAAGUGAAAUUAGUGAGACACUGCUCACCGAGCGUUCCAUCGUUCCUGAUGUGGCUGGACCAACAAUUGGUGGACGAAGAAUAAAGAUGCAACCAGCCAGAUCAGAAUUGACAGCAAAACAAGACUUUGACACAACAUCAGAGCAAGGGGAACAAGAGCCCAAAGGACAUGAAAUUCCAGCGAUACAGUUUCCAGCAAAACAAGACUUUGACACCACAUCACAGCAAGAGGAAGAAGAUACUAAAGGAAGUGAAAUUAAUGAGACACUGUGUGUACAUUCCGGGAGAGGAUGGGCUCCUGAAGCCUUUGCCUGUGAAGAGAAUCGUACCUCGCAGAAUGGGGCCUUUGGUGAUAGGGUGCACCAUUGAAUUGUAACUUAUAUUAUAAGGAAAUCAGUAAAUGGUUUGAGAGUUAUUUUUUCACCUGUCAUUAGUGCAUUUUAAGUAUACUAGUGCAUUAUAAGUAUACUAUAAGUAUACCUGGGCAUUAUAAGUAUACUAGACCUGUACCUAGGCAUGUAGUCUGUUAGGUACUUGACACUGUUUUAUUAUAGUAUACAAUUUGAAUUAACAUUUUAGGAUUGGCUUUACUUCUUGACUGUUGUUGAUUUUAUCUACUAGUAAUGUAAAUUUUGCCUAGUCUCCACUUAUUAACCUUGAGAAACAGUACAGAAAUGCAUUUGAGGUGUUGGCUAUUGAAGAUAUGAUGCACUUUGUUUCAAAGGCCACUGAACGUUUCCUCCCAGUGAGAGUUCCAAGUCCGAAAACAACUACACGCAAAAAGAGGCUACGAACAUCCAGAUCAGAAAAUGAAGACUUUGUGACAUCAGAGCAAGGGGAAGAAGAGCCCAAAGGACAUGAAAUUCCGGUGAUACAGCCCACCAAAUGUGCCAUCGUUCCUGAUGUUCCCUGUUGGACAAUCAGUGGACAAAGAAUAAAGGUACAACCAACCAGACCAGCAAAACAAGACUUUGACACCACAUCAGAGCAAAAGGAAGAAGAUACUAAAGGAAGUGAAAUUAGUGAGACACUGGACACUGAAUGUUUCUUCCCAGUGAAAGUUUCAAGUCCGAAAACAGCUAUACACAAAAAGAAGCUGCGAACAUCCAGAUCAGCUCCAGGAGACUUUGUGGCAACAUCACAGCAAGCGAAAGAUCUUCAAACAAGUGAAAAGAACCAUCCACAGAGUUUCUCAGAGAAUCUUAAGCAGAAGGAUCUUGGUGAUUCUUCUGGGGCUGCCAAUGCAAGAGAAAAAAAGACAGUAACUGAGGAAGCAGAAGCACAACAAGAUGUUGUAGCAACAUCAGAACAAGAGGAAGAAAAACUUGAAGGAAGUGAAAAUAACCAGCCACAGGUUGGAAAAGAAAGGAAGAAGCAUAAAACUGAUGAGACAGAAGUAUAUAAGCACCUCUGUGAUAGUGCAUCUGGGGAUAGUAAUUGUGACGAAUUAGUCCAACAGAGAAAGGCUGGAAAACCUGAUCAUCUGCAGUUUGCUAGGAAGGACAGUGCAGAGUGGGAUUGCUAUAGGCCUGCAAAGGGAACAUUUAAGAAACAGAACAAGAUGAGAAACCAAACACAUUCUUCAGAUGACCAUGAUGACUUAACUUGCUCAUCUGAAGUAGCCUCAGAACAACUUGGAAGGGAUCGUGAAGCCCCUCUUCGCCUAUUCAGAAUCCAGAAUGCAGUUCUUUCAUGUGAAAGAUUAGCUGAAUCUACAGAUCAUUGUGAAAAACUUACAGAAAAAGCUAAAAAAAUGGAAACUGAGGUUAGCAUACUUCAAAAGGAGCUAUCCGAAACAAAAAGAAUAAAAUCAGAAUUAGAGCGACAAAAAUUUGAAUGGGAACGAGAACUCUCCUGUUUGAGAUUCGCCUUAAAACAAGUGGAAGAGAAGAGGAGACAUGAUCAUAUAGUAUAUGAAGAAAUUAGAGAAAAGUUAAGAAGAAAAAAAGAGCAAUAUAGGAAAGAAUUUGAAGUAAAACAACAACUAAAACACACUCUGAGGACACAAGAUGUGGAAUUGAUGGCUCUAAGAAAGAAAUGGAAUGAGAUAAAUCAAUCUUUGAUUUCUCCUAGUGGUGACAAAGAAACAGAUCUGUUGCGUAAUGAAAUUGCCAGGCUAAGAGAAGAAAUAAACACAAUAAAAAUGCAAAACAAGGAAAAGGAAAAGAAAUAUUUGGAAGACAAUAAAAUCUUACAAGAAAAUAAUAAUGACCUUCAAAGGACGAUAAAACUAAAUGAGGAAAAAUUCACCAGAACAGUAUCCUUAUAUGGUGGCGAAAUCACUGUUCUAACGCAUGAGAAUAUAAUACUAAAUUAUAAACUGGAAGAAGAAAAACAAAACAAAGAAAGACUGAAAACAGAAGUUGAGUCAUACCAACUUAGACUGGCCGCUUCUACACAGGAUCAUGAUCAAAGUCAGGCCGCAACAAAAGACCUAGGGCUUGUCUUCCAGCAAGCGAAAGAUGAGUUGUCUUGUAGACAGGAAUAUGUGAAUUCUCAUGCCAGCAUCCUUUUCCAACAACUUUGUGAAUCUGAAAGGAAAUUAAGAAACCUGCAAGCUGAGUUCUGUCAUACAAGAGAUGCUCUCCAAGAAAGGACUCUGGUUUUAGAAGGCGUGCAAAGAGACCUGAGGGAGACACAGUUUCAAAGGAAGGAAAUGGAACAAAAGUUCCAAAGAGAACAAGACAAAGUGAGUAAGUACAUCAUAAAGCAGGAGUCUUUGGAGGAGAGAUUAUCUGAAGAGCAAUGUAAAAACAUGUUACUUCAACAACAACUAGAUGAUGCCCACAAGGAAGUUGCCAAUAAAGACAAGGCAAUAACUAUUAACCAAGACAAAUUUUAUGCGACUGUAAAAACACUUGGAACUGAGAGUAAAAUGCAAAGUCUUCUGUUGGAAGAGAAAAAUCAGAAGUUAAUGCAUGAAUGUAAUCAUUUAAAAGAAAGAGUGUACCAACAUGAAAAAGAGAAAGAGAGAGAAGCAGUUGAGAGACAACUUCGGCAAGAACUGGCUGGUAUCGUACAUGAACUGUCUAGCACCGAGACUUCGCUAGGGAUUAAAUCACGUUGUCAGGCUCAUUUAGAAGAUGAGACCCAGGAUUCAAAGCAGCAAUUAAGUCAGAUCAGAAGUCAAUUACAAGAAGUGCACAGUCAACUGGAAGAGACUGGAAGAUUUGUUAAGAAGCUACAAGACCACAGGAAAAACUUUCAAAUUGAAAAUUCAAGCACCAACGAGGCAGUGGACAAUGUUGAGCAAUAUAAGAAGCAGCUGUUAAGUGCAAGUUCGACACGAGCACCAUCUCAGAUGGAACUGAAUGUUACACAUAGGGAAUCUGACAUCUCCACAUUAGAAACUUCUCAAGAUGAUUUUGAUGAAACCACAUUUAGAAGAUAUGAUCAACUCUAUCUGAAAGAUUUUAAACAUAGAAAAUCCUUAUCCAGUAAACUAAGCGAAGCGGAUCAGACUCUAGCAGAGGUCGGGACUGAACUGCUUGAGGAGAAAUCCAAGAGUUCUUAAUAUACCAGUCCUGUGUGUGGCCAGUCCUACAGUGUUAACUGUGAACACUUAGAUUACUCUGGAAUAUAGUUUGAAAGAUACUAAAUAUGAAAGAAUCCAUGUAAUUAGCUAAAAUUUGCUGAUCCAUUAUUGUUAUGUAUAUAAUGUUUUCAUAUAUUUAAAAUGAAAAAGUAUAAACAAGG